Molecule: messenger RNA, 4915 nt
Organism: Danio rerio (zebrafish)
Lineage: Eukaryota; Metazoa; Chordata; Actinopteri; Cypriniformes; Danionidae
Source: RefSeq, a predicted model, not a curated record
CGGUUUUAUCGUUCGCGCAUGCGUCAGAGAUGUUCCCGUGUGGCACGAGGAUCAAACUGAAGCGGGACUCGUUUAAACCGGAGAAUAAACCGGAGCCGAAUAAACGGCGAUGGACCGGAUCUAACGUUAAACCCGUGUGUGCUGUGAAUCCACCUGUGGACGGCGGCUCUCCGAAACCGGCAACAGCUGAUCCAGGUACAGUCUCCUCCAAAGUGAGUGUUAUUACCGGAGCAGAUCCCGAGGCUAUGCCGGCCUCCAAAAACCGGUUAUCCGAACAUAAACGCGAAAUCUUCUGCCGGUUGCGUUUAGCGUUGUGCUUCGCCAGAAACAAACCGCGAAAUGGCGGGAAGCGCGUGAUUGUCGGCCCAACGGACGCGCAUGCGCUCUCCGUUAUAAACAGCGUCGAGUCUGGUAACGUUAAUGUUUCCGUCGAACCGCCAGAACUCAUUCCGCCCGCGCGACAAUCGGUAAAACACGGCGCUCAGAACACACUCUCGCGGCCGACCGUGCCUCGGCGGGAAAAGGGAACACAGAGGAGACUGUUUGCCGGUGAGGCGAAGACCGCCAUCAGGACGGAAGCGCGCAGAAGUCGCGCGAGUUUAACCGGAAGGACAAGUGCAAAUUUCAGUUCAAAAGUUGAGCUGAGACGGCUUAGGUCAGAGGAAAGGUCGAGGAAGCGCUCGGUGAAAAACGCGUGCUGUGCUUUGUGUGGUGAUGUAAAAUACAAUCCUCCUCCUCCUCCCUCUAGUAAGAAUCUGGUCCGUUUACUCAAUCCCAGACCCAGAGCUGGCCGCCCCAGCCUGAGCGCAGAAAAGCAGAGAACUCCCUCAGCGUCCCGUCACGCCUCAGCACUCGAGAAAAACCCCACGGUGAAGCUCUGCGAUGUCGGCCGAGUGUUUCGCAUAGCCUCACGUGAUUUCUCCUGUGUCCUGCCAGCGGUGCUAAAACAAACGGCGAGCAGGAGAGCGCAGCAGCAGUGCUUGCAGACAGAGUUCGGUGUUCUCACGCAUCCUCAUCCGCACAGCAUCAGGAAACGUAGACGCUCCAGGAAACUUUCCACCGCAACCAAACAUAGCUGUGCUUCUCUCUCAUCAGGUGAUGCUCCGUGUGGCGGCGCGCACAUCUCUGAAGGAUCGCUCGAGGAAUCGGACGCUUGUCUGGUAGAGGAUCCGGAGACGAUGAGACUGUCGGAGAGUCCAGAUACUGUCGCUCCAGCAUGUGCUAAUAACUGUCCAGAGAAACAGAAACACUGUCCAGUGAACCACAUAUCUGGAAACACAUCCAGCCCUGAGCGCCGUGUGCCACCUCUAGUGCUCAGAAGAGUGUCGGUCAACGGCUUCGGCUUCAGAAGUGAAGAUGAUGACCGUGAGAGCGGUCCUGAUGAGGAUGGCAGAAACCAGGAUUCAGAUGCAGAGUCUGCGAAUGCACCAGAGAGUUUCUCCUGCCAGCGAACGCAAGCAUACAUUUUCAUUCCCAAAUCAUCAUGCGCUCGCACUUGCAAACCGUGGCCCUUUCCUAGAACGGGUCCUCCUGAGGAGCUCAGAUCACCCAGAAAUGGAGCUCGCUGGAUAAUCACCGCCACAUUCACAAACACAGCUCAGGAUGAUGAAGAGAAAAACGAGCGUUCUGAAGCAGCGGAGGAGGUUUACUCUCGGAAAAGUCAUGCAGACACUCCAUGUAGAUUAAUAAGUGGAGAUAUUCCUGAUGUGCUGAAUCAGCAGAGCUCGGUGUUGUGUGAAAAUACGUCCACUUGUGUGCUAAAAAGGACUUCAGGAUUCUCUGUGACUGCUAUUUCAGAACAUGCAGAGCUAAACCAGAGUCAGGAACACAGCACUGAACAGGUCAACAGCUGCAAACUCGACGGCUGUGGCUUUGAGGCGUCAUUAGAAGCAAACGGUCUUCUUAGACAUCAUUCCCUGCUUGAUCAUGAAGAUCACCCUGAUGCUCCUGGCGUUUGGGAACCAGCUGAUCAUUUGGUUGGAGAUUCCAAAUGUGCUAAAUUCAGCAUCCUCCCUAUUUCACAGUUUGAGGAUCAGAGCAGAAAAGCUGAUGAAGGAGCGGUUUAUAACCCAGCAUUGCUCUCGCAGAUGUGUAUUAAAGUGGGAGUGCUGAAAGCUCAGGACAGCUCAUCAGUGGAUCAGACUGAAGGAGAAUCUGCCGCUCAUUCACACAGCAGUAAUCCUGAAGGAGAAGUGAAGCCAGCGUCUGACGGACAAACACACACAGACAUGUCCUCUGAGGAGGAAAACCAAGAUGCUGGAGGUGUUUCUGCACCAUCUUCAUCUUCAUCUGAUGAUGAUGAUGAUGAUGAUGGGGUGUGUUCGAUGAAUACUAAUAAUAAUAAUAAUACACAAGCUUGUUCUCAGUCUCAUAGAGUUGAAGAGAGCUUUCUGGAUGUUUCUCGAGCGUAUGAAGAAGACGUCCUGGUGCUGGAUGUGAUUCAGGAUGAUCCAGAGCUGUUCGGGACUGUGGUUUCUGAAGCCAAGACUCAACAGGACGCACCAACCAAGAAUCAAGACACUCUGACAAAAAUGGAGGAUCAACACUGUGAGGUCAUCUGGGAGCAACACACUGAGGGCACCAGCAAAGUGGCUGAAGAUGUCCAGACGGAUCAUCUGAGUGACAGUGGUUCAAAAGUAAAUGAGAUGCAGGUUUGCAGAUCUCAGCCUGUCCAGAGUCUGAACACUGUAAAGUCUGAGAAUGCUGGAAUAGACUGUAACAACAACCAGCCGAGCAGAGACUCCAGCAAUCUGAACAGUAUUUCAGUAAUAAGCAGCAGAGCGCCGAGACCCGUGACGGACUCCUGCUUCAGCGGUCGUGAAGUGACGGCUAAAGAGCCGCCUGCUCUGAGAACUCCACACAUCAGUUAUUGUAGGUUCUACUUCAGCGAUCACAGCACCUGCCUGCGGAGUGGUGUGUGUAGGUUCCUGCAUGUGCCGAGAGAUGGAGAUGAGACGUUCUGUAUGGAAAUGGUGAAGAAGUUCUGUCAUGCUGGAAAAGUGGUUCUUAUUCUGCGGGCAGUGGAGGUGUUUAUGGGAUAUUACAGUCGCUGUCCCCCCAGUGGGAGCUUCAGCCAGGAGACGGUCAACUCUCUGCUCUCCAUUCUCCUCAAUAUGGGUUUACUGAGAGAAUUUUUAGCCGUCCUGAACCUGCUGCUCACACACAAGAAGCUGCCUCCUCCAGAGCUGGUGUUGGCUGUGUUUAAGUUUGCGAGUGACCGAAGACUGAUCAACUUUGUGCCAGAGCUCAUUCUGCUCACCUCCAAGAUCGUGGAGUCGGGCUGUGUGUUCACUGUGGAUCAGUGUGAGGUCAUGCAGAGUCACCUUCACCUCAUGCAGGUCCCCAGACAGCAGAUGGACAUCUUCAUGGCUGUUAAAUGCAGAGCACUGGCGACGAACCCUCACACCUCUGAGCUUUCACAUCUGACGCAGGCUGUUGUUAGAGUUGAGAUGCUGAAGCAGCAGGAGGACUGGUCUGGGCUGGCGCUGGUCUUCUACAGUGUGUGUUCAGGUUCACACAGUAAUAAUGAGCUGCUGCGCUUCUGCUGCUGCGUCACCAUGGCUCUGCUCAAGGAGCCCAAAGACAAACACACUGUUCCCUACGAGCUGUUCGCUGACGCAGUUUGUCAGCGAGAGCCGUCUGAUGAGGUGAAGAGCAUUCUGGGCCGGAUUGGAGUGUCUCUGAUCUUCAGGUACCACAGGACCCGAGAGUGGAGUAAGGGGGUGAAGCUGGUGAAUGUGAUGCUCCGGCUGCAGAUUGAGUUCAUCAUGCAGAAGGGGCUGAUGGGUAAUGAGCACCGUGUGUCUCGCUGUCAGCUGGUCAGUAUGGCUGCAGAACUCUUCCUGCACAGCGGCAGCAUCGAGGGCGCGCUCAAACUGCUCAGAGCUGACGGCUGGUUUGUGAGCUCCAGUGUGUGGCCCUGUGAAGCGGCUGAUGUAGAAAUCAGGAAGCGAGUUCUGACUCUUUUAGCUGGUAAAACCUCCCACCGAGACGCCUUCGAGAUCCUGACCAACCUCCCCGGACUCAGACAACCCAUCAACGGCGUUCAGAUCUCGGACUACACAGACAUGUUCAACGCUCACCUGCGUGUGUGUCUGCUGAAGCAGACGCUGCCGGUGGCUGCAGACAUCCUGGAGUUUAUGCUCACACGGAGUCUGGUGCCGGAAACACAGCAGCUGCAGAACCUGAUCCACAGACUGGGCAAACAGAACAUGUGGAGCCGCGCCAGAGCCCUGUUCAGACGCGCUCGCUCCGCAGGUUUCUACUCUAGUGUGGUGUGUGAAGCGGACGCUCUGUUCCUGCCCUGCGGCCUCAGUGAGAUCGAGAUGACUCUGGCCUUCGAGAUGUUCAUCACCUUCAUCAACAGCAGCCUGAGCGCACACACACACCCUCUGCUCAUCACACUGAGACGGCAGGCGGGGGUGGAGAACGUGACGGAGAGUGUGUAUUUGGCUGCCGGCUGUCGACUUCUGUCUGCCGCUCUGAUUCCGAACCCCAAACUGAGCAUCCGCUACACCGCAGUCAACCAGCAGCAGGAGCAGCUCUUCACACUGGACAGAGCCUCCGCACACAAGUGGAUCCUGCAGAACAGCUGCUGGGCACUGGAGGUCUGGGCAAGCUAACACACACACACACACAGAGAGAUGCAUACAUAUAUACAUGCGCACAGAUACAGAUGCACAUGCACUCACAACACAGGAAUACACUCAUGCACAAACCUAUGCACAUAUGCAUACUCACACUCGCAUGCAUACUGACUUAUACACAAACAUACACACACACACAUGCAUACAUGCACACAACACAUGAAUGCAUGUUUACUUAUGCACAUGCAUACUCACAAAUACACAUGCAUGCUAGCUUAUGCACAAACAUACACACAUUCACACCCACACAUGCAUACUCAUACACACAC